This is a messenger RNA of Drosophila takahashii, 624 nucleotides long. It is a transcript of the gene Obp56d, whose product is annotated as Odorant-binding protein 56d. Lineage: Eukaryota; Metazoa; Arthropoda; Insecta; Diptera; Drosophilidae. Gene Ontology annotation, molecular function: odorant binding. Gene Ontology annotation, biological process: sensory perception of smell. The record is from RefSeq and is a predicted model, not a curated record.
CGGAUUGGUAUAAAAGCCAGAUGCUAACAGAACAAAGCAAACAGUUCCAAUACCAAAGGGUUCCCAACCACAUCUCAACCGGCACCAUGAAGUUCCUGCUUGUCCUGUCUGCCAUUCUAGCCAUUUCAUCUGCCGAACUGCAGCUGUCCGAUGAGCAGAAGGCGGUGGCCCAUGCCAAUGGCGCCCUUUGCGCCCAGCAGGAGGGCAUCACCAAGGAUCAGGCAAUCGCUCUGCGAAACGGAAACUUUGAGGACAGCGAUGCCAAGGUCAAGUGCUUCGCCAACUGUUUCCUGGAGAAGACCGGUUUCCUGAUCGACGGUGAGGUCCAACCCGCUGUCGUUCUGGCCAAACUGGGUCCCAUUGCCGGAGAGGCCAACGUCAAGGAGGUGCAGGCCAAGUGCGAUGCCACCAAGGGAGCCGAUAAGUGCGACACCGCCUAUCAGCUAUUCCAGUGCUACUACAAGAACCGCGCCCACAUCUAAGCGCACACCUUGUGAAUUUAAUAUGUGUGAUAAUCUGUCUGUGACCUGUUACUUAUUUUGUUUCGACCAAGCGUAUCCUAUGAGAACACCUUGUUAAGAUCAGUUAACCCUUUGAAUAAAAUAUUAGAAAAUGUCUUAAAAA